Molecule: messenger RNA, 1806 nt
Organism: Poecile atricapillus (Black-capped chickadee)
Lineage: Eukaryota; Metazoa; Chordata; Aves; Passeriformes; Paridae
Gene: GMNC
Product: geminin coiled-coil domain containing
Exons: 5
Coding region: 1-1389 (462 amino acids)
Biological process (GO): negative regulation of DNA replication; negative regulation of cell cycle
Cellular component (GO): nucleus
Source: RefSeq, a predicted model, not a curated record
AUGGCCUGCCCUCAGCCCAGCCUCAUCCUGGCUGGCUGCAGACAGCUGUGCUCGGAGCCCCAGUGCUGCCGGGGCAGGCGGAGCGGCACUGCCCGCGCUCGGCGCACGGAGCGGAGCCACCGGGAAAACGGGGAGCGGGCAGCGGGUCAGGGCUGGGCGCUGCCGCGGGGGCCGCUAACGCCUGGCAGGGCCGGCGGGGCCGCCCCGCGACGGCACCUGAGCACAGCCCGGCCGGGACAGCAGCGGGCAGAGCGCUGCCCCGCCGGGGCGCUUCUGCCGGGGCGCGGCGGGGCCGGGCCGGCACCGCCUGUCCUCGGGGCCCGCCGGCGGCUGGGGACGGGGCCCCGCCGAGCGCCCCAUCGCCUCGGCCCCUUCCCUCCGCAGAGCGCCGGCCGGCCGUGCCCGGAGCCGGACUUCGCCGGGGGCUCGGGCUGCGCCUGCCCCUGGUCUGCCCCCGCCGGUGUUUCCAAGGAGACCUGGGCCGCCGUCUGCGCCGCGGAGCCGCCGCACAGCCAGGUCCAGCGGGAGGCUCGGCCGCCGGGCCAGUUCUGCAGCCCGCAGCUCGGUGUCCAGGACGCGGUGUGGCAGGGAGACCAGCUGUCCUCCCAGCUCUACAGGAACAAGCAGCUUCAAGAUACUUUGCUUCAGAAGGAAGAGGAACUUGCUAGGUUACAUGAAGAAAAUAAUAACCUCCGACAAUACCUGAAUUCUGCCCUGAUUAAGUGUUUAGAAGAAAAAGCCAAGAAACUGCUAUCUGACCAUGGGCAAAAAACCUGUGCUAUCCUCAAAAGUACCAAGAGGAGAUUAAAAGAGGACUACUGCUUUGUUCGUCAAGAAACUCCUCAUGCUUCUAAAGCUAGAAGGAACCUCUUCAAUGAAUUCACUGCCUGUGAAGAGCAAGCCAGCCCUGCUGUGGACAGCUGGGUCUUGCAGACUUUAGGAUUAAAAGAUGUGAACACCAUUGAUGAAACUUCAGCUAACUACAGUGCCCUGUCCCCAGACCUCAGAAAAGACACGUACUGCCUGAGCCCUGGGGGAACAAUAGACUAUGAGCACAGGGAAGGAGCAGCAGCAGUGUUUAGCUGCAGCCAUGUGCCUCCAGCCAACAGCAUCACCCAUCCAUGCAGCGAGGAUUCUCCCUUCCUUCCUCAGUUUUCUUCAGCAUCAUGUGUCUCCUCACCAGUGCCAAGUGUUUCCUCCCUCCCAGCCUAUGGGUUGCCUUAUUUGACUGGUGGUUUGUCACCCAACAAAACAGAAGUGGCCUUCACAACGUCCCUGAGUCCCCACCGCAAUGUGAGAACACACAGCUUCCACCAAGGACAGGCCUUUGUGCGCAGGGACGACGAUGGGGGAUGGAGAUUCACCUGGGUGCCCAAGCAGGCUGAAUGAUGCACCUGGAUCAAGGGUCAGCCAUAGGGGAUGUAGGAGUCACACUUUACCUUGUGCAUGAGACAGGUUCAGGCAGAAAAGAAGGACCACUUUUGGGCUUCUUUAAAUGCUACUCUGUCAUUAACCCACUCCUCAUUCCCUCACAGAUUUUCACAGAUGUGACUCCAGAUUUCACUCGGACAAUUUUCUGCCCCAGAUGUUCAAACUGGAUUCCUUUCUCUUGUGCCUGUGUUGAGAUACCUGCUUUUACCUGUUGCCUGGGUUUUUGUUAUCAGCUCUUCCUUGUUACUGCUAGUUUCCAGGCUUGGAGGGCUUUCACCUUUGAUCACUUUCACAUGCACCAAACUGGAAAGCACUUUGGGAUUGCACCUCUCUCACUCUGGAAAUAAUGUCUCUUUCACAAAUAUCCACAGACAA